AUGGGAGUAAAAGUCAAAGUAGAGUUUCUAGGAGGCUUGGAUGUUAUAUCAGAAAACAUCAGAGAGCAUAAGCUUAUUAUGCCUAAAGAAGAGGGUGAAGCGACUUUGAAAGAUUUGAUAGAGUAUAUUACACAAACUGUCAUCAGUGAUCCAAAGGACAUACCUGUCUUUAUAGAAGAUGACACGGUACGUCCAGGUAUAUUGGUACUCAUAAAUGACACGGACUGGGAGUUGGAGGAGAAAGAAGAAUAUGUAAUAGAAAACGGUGACAUAUUUACAUUUACUAGUACUUUACAUGGAGGAUAG
This is a messenger RNA of Priceomyces carsonii, 306 nucleotides long. RefSeq names its product ubiquitin-related modifier. Bases 1 to 306 code for a protein of 101 amino acids. Gene Ontology annotation, molecular function: protein tag activity. NCBI's taxonomy places the organism in Eukaryota, Fungi, Ascomycota, Pichiomycetes, Serinales, Debaryomycetaceae. Gene Ontology annotation, biological process: tRNA thio-modification; protein urmylation. Gene Ontology annotation, cellular component: nucleus; cytoplasm. The transcript has a single exon. The record is from RefSeq and is a predicted model, not a curated record.